This is a messenger RNA of Malurus melanocephalus (red-backed fairy wren), 1262 nucleotides long. It is a transcript of the gene RWDD2A, whose product is annotated as RWD domain containing 2A. Gene Ontology annotation, molecular function: protein binding. NCBI's taxonomy places the organism in Eukaryota, Metazoa, Chordata, Aves, Passeriformes, Maluridae. The record is from RefSeq and is a predicted model, not a curated record. The transcript is spliced from 3 exons. Bases 179 to 1054 code for a protein of 291 amino acids.
GAGCAUCCGGCGGAACGGUCGGGAAUGGCGGCGGCGGGAGCGCGCCUGGCACAGGCCGGGCUCGCACAGCUCCACUGACAGCUCCCCGGAUUGCAAAGCUGCCCCCUCAGUGUGCUGCUUUUGGCUGGGGCAGAGUUAAUUUUCUUCACAGUGGCCGGCGUGCACGGAGGGCAGUGCAAUGGCWGUCACGGUGAAAGAAUGCCUGGAGCUCCAGCUGCUGGAGGUGGAAAUGCUCCUUUCCAUGUUUCCCAAAAGAGGGGAGCUCAGCCUGGAUGAGGACGCCGUGCCCAGCAUCCAGCGCUACCUGAGGAGCGCUGCCGGAGCCCUGCCCCCACAGCUGGAAUAUCGCAUCGCUCUCGAUGUAGGGGAGGCGAAGGCAAARGUGGAAUUGCAGGUUCUCCUUCCUCAUAUGUAUCCUCAGGUAGCUCCUCAGCUCUUUGCCAGAUCAGAUGCUUUGCACAGACAGCAACAGUUGCAGCUCAAUACUCGUCUGGCUUCUCACAUCAGCUCUCUGGAUUCAGGAGACCUGUGUAUAUGUGAGGCUGUGCAGUGGGUGAAGGACAACAGCCUGCCUUUCUUGGAAAACAGUGACACCUCGUCGGAGUGUGCUUCAAAAGAAGUCAGGGUUAAGGAAAUGCUGCAUCGCAUGUGGAUCUACAGCCAUCACAUAUACAGGCARGAACUGAGGAAAAAGAUUUUUGACUCUGCAAAGAAGUUAAAUCUGACUGGCUUCUGCCUAACUGGGAAACCUGGUGUCAUCUGUGUGGAGGGACUCCAAGAAAAUUGUGAAGAGUUCUGGCGAGUUAUUAGAUAUCCCAACUGGAAGCAUAUUUCAUGCAAGCAUGUGGAGAAUAUAGAAACAGAGGGAAGCAUUGAUAAWCUUCGUCUCUUCCAUGGUUUUGAAGACCUGCAGUUUGAGGCACAUGGUGAUUAUGGCCUGAGGAAUGACUAUCACAUGGAUCUUGGCCAGUUCCUAGAAUUCCUGAAACAGCAUCAAAGUGGACACAUUUUUCAGAUUUUAUUUGGUAUUGAAGGCAAACUUGCAGAGAACUGAGAGAAACCAUGUAAGGAGUUAUAAUUUUGGAGAGCAAGAGAUGGUACUAACACUGAAAUAUUGUGCCUUAGAGCURCUGUGAGAAGGGAAACUUUAACAUCUGAGAUUAAUGGUUCAAGAAGUUAAUCUCAGCUUCUGUUCUGAAUUGCCACAUAUUUUUGAGAUGUGUUUACCGAUUUUCUGAGACUCUGAAACUGGCAUUUGUCUC